UUAUAGCCAAUCAAUUGAAUUAUUUUAAAAUUUUGAAAUUUUGAAAUUAUUUAAUAAAAUUGUGGAAUUAAGAAAACAUUAAGUGUGAUGAUGAAUUUCUCAGCAUUUGGAGGUCCGUUUUCUGGUAUACACCAGUUUGCCGCUAAGUUUGGACACGACACUCAAACACCAGGUGCUUUCUCAACACCAGGUAUAAAUGGUAAUACGUCUACUGAUAAUCAUGUGCAACGGUAUCAAACAAAUGGAAAUCAUUUUAAUCAAAAUGUACCAAACGUUUCGGCUGCCAACAACACAAUGCAGUACGGGCAAAAUAUAUCAAUACCGUAUUCACAGCCGCAGACUGACUUGAAUUUUCUUAAUUCGACCGAUCAUAAGAAAAUCCAUCCUAAAAUUGAACGAGACAGGGAGGAAGUUUUAAACCAACAAAUUUUGCAAAAUGUCAAUCAAUCAUGGCAAACUUUGGCCAAUACUGCCAACACCGUUGAUUAUUCAUCUCAUUUGCUUUCCGCUACACUGCCAAUUUCCAUACAACACUUCCUCAAGUAUUCCGAAACAAUAAAAAAGGAGUCUACAGGUAUUGUUGGCUCACAAAUCAACUCAGGGAAUUUGAAUUUGGGCAAUUUGGACACUACAACCGGUUUUAAUAUAAAAAACGAUGUACUUAAAAAUAGCGCAAAUUUAAGUCUGGCACUUGGUGGAGUCGCAUUAACUCCAACAAAUAAUAUAAAUGGAAAUCAUCAUAAUGGUAUUAUAGGCAUGGAUCAUGCGCAUUUACCAACUAUACCAGAUCAAAACAAUGGUGCUACAUUGAAUGGCAAUGGCAUUAAUGGUAAUGCUAAUGGUAAUGUAAAUGGAUCUGUGGUGACAAGCACUGCACCAACUGUUAAUGCUACAUCCACUGCUGGCGGUGGUACCACAGCCACAACAACUACUGGCAAAAAAACUAGAAAGAAGAAGCCACCAAAAGAAAAAAAACCUAGACCUAAACCAGGUGAAAUUCGUGAAACGAAAGCAUUAGAUGGUUCUACUUUGUAUUGUUGUCCGGAAUGUCAAAUGGCUUAUCCAGAUCGCAGUUUGAUUGAGCAACAUGUUAUUUCACAUGCUGUCGAACGACGAUUCGUUUGUGACAUUUGUAAUGCGGCAUUAAAACGUAAGGAUCACUUGACACGUCACAAACUAUCACAUAUACCGGAUAGGCCACAUGUUUGCAAUAUCUGCAUGAAAUCGUUUAAACGUAAAGAACAACUUACAUUACACAUUGUAAUACAUUCUGGUGAGAAGAAACAUGUCUGCAUUGAAUGUGGCAAAGGAUUCUAUCGAAAGGAUCAUCUACGCAAGCAUACACGUUCCCAUAUUGCUCGACGUGUCAAAUCUGAAGUUUCAGCACAAAAUGUGAACAAUGGCACUAACGCUGGCACCAACAAUACGCAGAAUAAUAUGUUGCAUGGUUCCUGAGGAACGUACAAGGACUUUUGGUAAAUUUUUAUAAAAGUUCAAAAAAGGUCCGACGUGAUUUGAUAUCAUAUUAACUUUUCUUUAUUGUUAAUAAAAGAGGAAGUGAUAUGAGUAUAUAACACGUUUCAACCUGAAAUUUUAUAAUGAUUUAUUGAAUGUCCUGC
Messenger RNA from Teleopsis dalmanni, 1619 nucleotides. It is a transcript of the gene l(3)neo38, whose product is annotated as asparagine-rich zinc finger protein AZF1. The transcript is spliced from 5 exons. Bases 88 to 1455 code for a protein of 455 amino acids. Gene Ontology annotation, cellular component: nucleus. The record is from RefSeq and is a predicted model, not a curated record. Gene Ontology annotation, biological process: regulation of transcription by RNA polymerase II. NCBI's taxonomy places the organism in Eukaryota, Metazoa, Arthropoda, Insecta, Diptera, Diopsidae. Gene Ontology annotation, molecular function: DNA-binding transcription factor activity, RNA polymerase II-specific; RNA polymerase II cis-regulatory region sequence-specific DNA binding.